UGUAAGGGCGACAGUUUGGUGAGAGACUUCAGAGAAAGAGGAGGCUCCUGCGCGCGCACUGAAAACAACUCGCGAGCAUCCUCGCGCAAGCGACGCUCAGAAGAAAACCGACUGGUUUAUUUCUCUUCACUUUUGCGUCACUUUUUGGACUCACAAAGAUUUAAUUUUUCCUUAGUAGUGGCCGUUUUGACAGUUCGAACCAAUGGCAUGCCAAUUUCCUUAAGCAAGUCAGUCAGCCGCUGUUUUUGUCGUUUUUUCCCCCUGAGGAACAGCUGUUCCUCAAAACCGGGAGUUCUCAAGAUGGACUUGAGACCGUUUUUGCUUGGUCUGCUAUUAGUCCUACUAGUUUUGUCCUCAGCCCAAGACACAAAUGAAGAAAUCCCGGAGGGAGCGUCAACCUUAGCGUUUGUCUUUGAUGUCACCGGCUCCAUGUACGAUGAUUUAGUGCAAGUGAUUGAAGGAGCAUCGAAGAUUUUGGAGACGUCCCUCAGCAGACCCAAGAGACCACUGUACAACUUUGCCUUGGUUCCUUUUCACGACCCAGAGAUUGGACCUAUUACAAUAACAACAGAUCCAAAGAAGUUCCAGUAUGAGCUAAGGGAGCUUUAUGUCCAGGGAGGUGGAGACUGUCCAGAGAUGAGCAUUGGAGCCAUCAAGAUCGCCCUUGAAAUCUCUUUACCAGGGUCGUACAUUUAUGUGUUUACUGAUGCCCGAUCAAAAGACUACAGGUUGACCCAUGAGGUUCUCCAGCUCAUUCAGCAGAAACAAUCACAGGUGGUAUUUGUGCUUACUGGUGACUGUGAUGACAGAUCUCAUAUUGGGUAUAAGGUGUAUGAAGAGAUCGCCUCAACCAGUUCAGGACAGGUCUUUCAUCUGGACAAAAAGCAAGUCAACGAGGUAUUGAAAUGGGUGGAGGAGGCAGUGCAGUCCUCUAAAGUUCACUUGCUCUCCACUGAUCACCAAGAUGGGCUUGCUAACAGCUGGCAGAUCCCCUUUGACCCCAGCCUGAAGGAAGUCACUGUUGCCUUAAGUGGCCCUGCGCCGAACAUUGAGAUACGAAAUUCUCUGGGAAAACUCAUUGGGAUUAAAGAAGGCCUGUCUGAGCUCCUUCACAUCCCCAACUCUGCCAAAGUCCUCAACCUCAAAGAUCCAGCACCAGGAAUGUGGACCAUAAAGACAUCCAGUGAGGGCAGACACUCGGUCCGUAUAUCCGGUCUUAGCACCAUCGAUUUCCGAGCAGGCUUUUCCAGGAAACACACACUGGACUUCAAAAUGACAUCGAGCAGGCCGGUUCAAGGAAUACCCACUUUUAUCCUGCUGAACACCACUGGACUUUCCCUUCCUGCUCGUGCGGACCGCCUGGAGCUCCUGAGCAUCACUGGCAAUGUAAUGAAAACGCUGCCUAUUCGUUACUACCCUGAACGACGCCCCUACGGCAUUUGGAACAUCACUGAGUUUGUCCCACCCAAAGAGGCCUUCUUCCUACGAGUAACCGGUUACGACCGCGAUGGCUUUGUCUUUCAGAGAGUGUCUAGUGUUUCCUACUCCAGCAUUGUACCAGAUGCACCUAAGGUGAGCAUGCCCACUCAUACCCCUGGUUACUACCUUCAGAAGGGGGCUAUUAACUGCUAUGUGGACAGCCUGAUCCCCUAUACCUUACGUUUUACCAGAGAAGGAUUACGAUUGGGUGUGGACCAGCUCUUCAGGGAGUCCACUAAUGCAUCGUGGGAGAUUGCUGAGGUGACCCUGAAGGACGAGGGCUUUUAUGAGUGCAUCGCCAUCAGCACUGCUGGAACUGGACGGGCUCAAACCUUCCUUGAUGUAUCUGAGCCUCCUCCAGGCAUUACAGUGCCUUAUAACGUAACAUCAUCCCCUGGUGCAAACGUGGUCCUGACGUGUCUUGUCGCCAGCACAGUUAGCUUUAACCUGACCUGGCAACGUGGAAACGUGAAUGCCAGAUUGGACAAUCGCAUGCGUGUUACCACCAACCUGUCCUUGGAAAUCCUACGUGUCAAACCUGAUGAUGCCGGCUGGUACACCUGUAUCGCAGCCAAUGAGGGUGGAGUUUCUUCCUCUCAUGUCUACCUCAGUGUGCAAGAACCGCCAGUAGUUACGGUGGACCCGCGGAAUCAAACGUUCCGCACCGGUCAGGAAGUUUGGAUCAGAUGUUCAGCCAAAGGCUACCCCUCACCCAUGAUAGUGUGGACACACAAUGACAUUUUCAUCAUGGGCUCCAGCAGACACAGGAUGACUCCCGAUGGUACACUGGUCAUUAGAAACAUGGGGGUGAAGGAUGCAGGGACGUAUGGCUGUUUGGCCAGUAAUGUGGCAGGAACUGACACGCAAACGGCUAUCGUCAGCUACAUCGAGUCUCCACAGGUGACGGUCCCUCACACUGAGCUGGUGAUCGGUUUGGGACAGACAGUCGUAAUGGAGUGCAGGGUCACGGGAGUACCACACCCUGACGUCAUUUGGUACAAAGGUGAUGUGCAGCUGAGGCCAUCUGCAUUUUUUAGCAUGGACCCUCAACGUGGCACUUUGAGUGUUCAGCAGACUCAGGACAAGCAUGCAGGACAAUACACAUGUGUGGCUGUAAACUCAGCUGGCUCUGCACAGGGCUACAUCACGCUGGAUGUGGGCUCUGCCCCUCAGUUCACACGAAAGCCGUCUGACCUGUCUGCUGAUAUCGGCGCAAACAUCACCCUACCGUGUCAUGCCCAGGGUCACCCAGAACCUCAGCUGUCCUGGAGACGAGAGGACAAUGUCCCAUUAUUCUCUCAGCACCGCGGGCACAGCAGUGUCACUCAAAAAAUUGAUGGCCACCUUUUCAUAACUAACCUUUGGGUAGAAGAUGAGGGCACCUAUGUGUGUGAAGCUCAAAACCAGUUUGGAAAAAUCCAGACCAAAGCCAAAAUCACUGUAACUGGACUGGUUUCUCCUAUGAUAGCUCUUAGUCCAGCAGUGGUCAGUGUGAUAGAGGACCAACAAGUUACUCUGCCCUGUGUGGUACUGGCUGGAAAUCCUCUGCCUGAGAGACACUGGCUACAUGACAAUGGCUUGGUUACAUCAAGUCCGUACGUGACCGUGAGACGUGAUGGUAGUCUACAUAUAGAACGGGUCAGUCAGCAGGACAAGGGGCAAUACACCUGUUUGGCCGAAAAUGUGGUGGGGUCUAGCAAUCGCACCACUAUACUUCACGUGUACGUGAUGCCCACUAUUCAACAUGGCCCUCAAAUCUUCAGUACCAUUGAAGGAACACCUAUUUCUCUGCCAUGUCGUGCACAUGGAGUCCCCAAACCGGACAUUAAAUGGUCCAAGAGAGGGGAAUUGCUGGAUCUUAGUGGCAGUUCUUUUUCUCUGGGUGAGGAUGGCAGUCUUUACAUUGUCUCUCCCAGCGGUGAGGAGUCUGGCGAGUUUGUGUGCACAGCCACCAAUGCUGCUGGAUACAGCUCCAGAAAGGUCCAGCUGACUGUGUAUGUGAGGCCCAGACCAAGCAGUGGUGGUGGAGCAGGGAUACAGGGUCAUUCAGAUGAGUUGUUGGAGAUGUCUGUAACAGUGGGUGAUGACGUCACACUGCCAUGUGAGGUGGAUAGUGUUCCUCCUCCCAUCAUCUCGUGGGCUAAAGACAAGCAGCUAAUUUCUCCUUUCUCUCCCAGACACAUUCGGCUGCCGUCAGGCUCUCUGACGAUCACAGAAACGCGAGUGACAGACAGCGGCAUGUAUGUCUGUGUGGCUACAAACAUAGCAGGAAACUUCACUCAGACAGUCAAACUUAACGUGCUGGUUCCUCCCAGCAUCCAAGCAGGUCCUCGAAUCAUAAAGGUUCAGGUGGGCCAUCCUAUUGAACUGCCCUGUGUUGCACAUGGAGUCCCAGAACCCUCUGUUUCCUGGCUAAAGGGUGGCACUGCUCUGCCGGAUGGAUCUGACUACAGGAUCUCAGGUGGAUCACUGAUCUUGAACCAGGUGGGGCUUAUUGAUGAGGGAACUUAUACCUGUGUGGCCACCAACAUUGCUGGACAAGAUGAGACCAAUAUUCAGCUCCAGGUGCAAGUCCCUCCUGUGGUGGAGGUUUCUGAGCCGCCUUUCAACAGCCCCUUACAGGAGAGAGUGGCUAACCAGCAGAUCGCCUUUCCUUGCCAUGCCAAAGGCACUCCUGAGCCAGUAAUAAAGUGGUUUAGGAACGGUCAGGAGUUGACAGGAAAUGAGCCAGGUGUCACUAUUAUGGAGGAUGGCACACUCCUUAUUCUGGCCUCCAUCUCACCCCUGGAUAAUGGCGAGUACACCUGCAUGGCUGUCAAUGAUGCCGGUACAACUGAGAAGAAAUACCAACUUAAAGUCAAUGUCCCGCCUGAUAUUCGAGACAGUGGUCUGCCGUUCAACGUCUCUGUAGCAAUGAAUCAGCCGACUAACCUUGUGUGUGAUGUCACAGGCACACCUGUACCUGUCAUCACCUGGUACAAAGAUGGAGUUGUGGUGGCUUCUAGCAGCAAUGUGCAGAUUCUGCAGAAGGGAAAAACUUUGAGGCUGCUUAAAGUGGCUGUUUCAGAUGCUGGCCGCUAUACUUGCAAGGCCAUCAACAUUGCGGGAAGCACAGAGAAAGACUUUUACUUGGAUGUUUUGGUUCCACCUACAAUCAUCGGGACAGGGUCACGUGACGUGUCUGCUAUACUUAAUCAGGAGGUCAUUCUGGAAUGCAGGGCCAAAGGUGAUCCCUUUCCCACAAUUAAUUGGUACAAGGACAGGAAGCCCGUGUUUUUGGGUGACCCCAAUAUUGAAGUUUCGAAUAGAGGACAGCAGUUGAAGAUCAAAAGUGCUCGUUUAGGUGAUCAGGCACGAUACCAAUGUAGCGCCACCAACUCGGCCGGAAAGCAGUCCAAGGAAUUUAACCUCAGUGUCUUUGUGCCGCCCAGUAUUAAGGGAGGAAAUGUGUCUUCCGAGCUGACAGUUCUGCUGGGUAACACAGUGACUAUGGAGUGUGAAGUACGAGGUGUGCCCCUCCCUGCCAUCACAUGGUACAAAAAUGGUGAGACAAUUCUGUCCAGCAGACAGGCCCAGUAUGUGGAGCGUGGACAGGUCCUAAAGAUCUCCAGAGCUCAGGUAUCUGAUGCUGGACAGUACACCUGUAAGGUCACCAGUGUAGCCGGCACAGCUGAGAAGGUUUACGAACUGGAUGUCUAUGUUCCCCCCUCCAUCACUGGAGGUUCGGACAGUCCCACAGACACAAAGGUUGUGCUCAGUAAAUCUCUGACAUUGGAGUGUAAGGCUACAGGUCACCCACCCCCCUCACUGACCUGGCUGAAGGAUGGUUCUCCAGUGACAGCGAGAGAGAACCUGCGGGUUCUAGAGCAGGGGCGAAAAAUCGAGAUCCUCAGUGCUCUUCCGUCCGAUGCUGGUCGAUAUGUUUGCAUGGCAACCAGCGUUGCAGGAGAGAAGGAUAUCAAAUAUGACGUCAGCGUAUUAGUUCCUCCUGUUGUCGAUGGGGCAAGCGACACCACGGACACCACAGUCAUUAUAAACAAUAUUCUAGAGCUGGAGUGUCACGCUACAGGCACCCCUACACCAACCAUUACGUGGCUGAAAGAUGGCGUGCCGGUCAGACAGGGUGAGGGGGUGCGGAUCGCAUCUAAUGGACGGCGGUUGGUCGUUUCACGGGCUCAGUUGUCUGAUACAGCUGUAUUUCACUGUGUAGCGACCAAUGAUGCUGGAGAACAAGAAAGACAGUUUAAAGUAUCUGUUUAUGUCCCCCCUACAAUUCGUUCUUCUGGACUAUCUGAGAGGUCCGUGGUUCUCCAUGCACCCAUCAGUCUGCAGUGUGUUGCCAGUGGAGUUCCUCCUCCCAGCAUCACUUGGCUCAAAGAUGGCCGUCCUGUGGACACAACAGAAGAAUUUCUAAAGCUGGAAUCAGCAGGCAGGGUGUUGCACAUCAAAAAGACCAGAUUGGAGGAUGCUGGGAAAUAUACAUGUGUGGCAACUAAUGCAGCAGGCGAGGCACAGCAGCACAUUCGCCUCAAUGUGCACGAACCACCCAGCAUUCAACAUGCAGGAGAGAUCCUAAAUGAAACCAUCCUUGCUGGAUUUCAAAUUCAACUGAAGUGUAAAGCAACAGGAAGUCCUCUGCCAGCUGUCACAUGGUAUAAGGACGGUCGUCCGUUGACCAGCGCUGCAGGGGUUAACAUUUUGAGUAGAGGUCAGGUGCUGGAGAUCGACCAUGCACAGGUAUCAGACGCUGGACUCUACAAGUGUGUGGCCAUCAAUGUGGCCGGCAGCGUUGAUUUCACACACAGCCUGCAGGUGUAUGUCCCUCCCUCUAUUGCUAGUAAAGGAGGAAUGAUAACAGUAGUGGUAAAUGACCCAAUCAGAUUGGAGUGUGAAGCCUCAGGACUUCCUACUCCCAGUCUCACCUGGCUCAAAGACGGCAGCCCUGUCUCCAGCUUCACAGAUGGCAUCCAGAUAUUGUCAGGUGGCAGAAUUUUGUCGUUUAUUAGCGCACAGGUGAGUGACACCGGUCACUACACCUGUGUAGCUGUGAAUGCAGGCGGUGAACAGCAACGAGAAUAUGAGCUCCUUGUGUAUGUGCCGCCCAACAUCAUGGGUGAGGAGGUAAACAACACGGUUCUGAUUGGUCAAACAGUGCAGCUGCAUUGUCAAAGCGAUGCCAUCCCUCCACCUGUGCUAAGUUGGAAGAAAGAUGGACGCCCGCUCUAUAGAAAGCCAGGACUCAGUCUUUCAGAGAAUUCAAGUCUUCUGAAGAUUGACAAUGCUCAGGUGCAGGACACAGGCAGAUAUACGUGUGAGGCCACCAAUGUGGCAGGAAAAACGGAAAAAAACUAUAAUCUGAAUGUGUGGGUUCCUCCCAGUAUCCGUGGAUCUGAUGAAGUGUCUCCACUGACUGUGAUUGAGGGAAGCCUUAUCACACUCGUGUGUGAGUCCAGUGGCAUCCCUCCUCCAAGUCUCUCCUGGAAGAAAGACAGCUCAGAGCUGCAGGGUGACUCUCGUGUGCGUAUUCUGUCUGGUGGCCGUCAGCUGCAGAUCUCCAGUGCUGAGAGGACAGAUGCUGCAUCUUACACCUGUUUGGCCUCCAGUGCAGCUGGCAAUGCAAUGAAGGAGUAUAGCCUGCAAGUCUAUGUUCGUCCCUCCAUCAGCUCCUCAGUUCAUGGUCUACAUGAGGAGACGGUAACGCGAGGUGGAGAUGUUACUUUAGAGUGUGAAGCCGAUGGGGUGCCCAGACCUGCCAUUUCAUGGAUGAAGGAUGGCAGACCCCUGACUGGUCGCAGGGCUCAGAUAAUUAAUGAGGGGAGGCUGUUACGGAUUCAGGGCGCUCAGGUGGCUGACACUGGACGAUACACUUGCAUUGCUGUCAAUGUUGCCGGACAGGCUGACAGGAAAUAUGACGUUAAUGUACAUGUUCCUCCCACCAUCAUCGGCCAGACUCAGGUGCCAGAGAAUGUGAGUGUUGUUGUGAAGAACCCAGUUGUUCUGACCUGCGAAGCCUCUGGAAUGCCACCACCAGCCAUCACCUGGCUUAAGGACAGCCAGCCAGUCAACAUGUCUAGCUCAAUUCGUGUCAUUUCAGGUGGACGAGGACUGCGUUUAAUGCAUGCCGCAAGCGAGGAUGCUGGGAGAUACACCUGCAUUGUGUCUAAUUCUGCUGGAGAAGAAAGGAAGAGCUUUGACUUAAACGUCCUGGUACCACCCAGCAUUGUCAAUGAGGGCACAGUGGAGGAUGUGAAGGUGAAGGAGAAACAGAACGUCAUCUUGGCCUGUGAGGUCACUGGAAAUCCAGUGCCAGAAAUCACAUGGCUAAAGGAUGGGCAGACGUUGGCUAGUGAUGCAAGGUUGCAGGUGAUGUCAAAUGGGCGGUUUCUUCAGAUCAGUGGAUCACAGGUGGCCGACACAGGCAGGUAUAGCUGCUUGGCCUCAAACAGUGCUGGAGACCGAAGCAGACACUUCAACCUGAAUGUAUUAGUAUCUCCCACCAUUGCUGGUUCUGAUCCUGAGGGUUCAGCUGAAGAAGUCACUGUAACGCUCAACAGCCCCACCUCUCUCAUUUGUGAAGCUCAAUCAUACCCUCCUGCCAUCAUCACCUGGCUCAAAGAUGGUACACCCUUUGAAUCAAGCCGCAACGUCAGGGUUCUUCCAGGUGGUCGUACUUUACAGAUCCUGAAUGCUAAAGAAGAGGAUGCUGGGAGAUAUACUUGUGUGGCGACUAAUGAAGCUGGAGAGACGCUUAAGAACUACGAAGUCAAAGUUUUUGUCCCUCCAGUUAUCAAUAAAAAUGACAUUCCAGGAGAGGGUCUGUCCCCUAAAGAAGUAAAAAUUAAGGUUAAUAACACCCUUACACUGGAGUGUGAAGCUCAGGCUGUCCCAACACCUAACUUAGUGUGGUAUAAGGAUGGACAGAUACUCAAAGCAGAUGGGCGCAUUACUGUCACGGCUAACGGUCGUAUAGCUCAGAUUAAACACACUCAGGUGUCCGAUACAGGCCGCUACACCUGCCUUGCCACCAACAUCGCCGGAGAGGAUGAGAAGGACUUUGAUGUAAAUAUACAAGUUCCCCCCAGUUUCCGAGGGUCUGGUGACUCUGGUUCUGUCCCUGGUUAUAAUGGAGAUGUGAGGGAUGUGAUUCUUAAUAAUCACAUCUCACUAUACUGUGAGACCAAUGCUGUCCCACCUCCAGUGCUCACCUGGUACAAAGAUGGACACCUGCUGUCCUCCAAUGAUAAAGUACUCAUUCUGCCUGGUGGAAGGGUCCUUCAGAUCCCUCGGGCCCAAGAAGAGGAUUCUGGGAGAUACACCUGUGUAGCUGUGAAUGAGGCUGGAGAAGACUCAAUCCAAUAUGAUGUCAGGGUAUUGGUACCCCCAUCAAUUCGUGGUGCUGAUGGUGACCUGCCCAAGGAAGUUACAGUGCUGGUUAACAAGACCACAUUACUUGAAUGCCAGGUGGAUGGAAACCCUACCCCUAAAAUCAGCUGGAUUAAAGACAGUCAACCCGUCCCUUCAGACAGCACACACAAACUUCUGUCCAAUGGCAGGACACUGCAGAUUUUGAACGCACAGGUGACAGAUACUGGCCGUUAUGUGUGUGUGGCUCAGAACUUAGCUGGAACAGCUGAGAAAUAUUUCAAUCUUCAUGUGCAUGUGACUCCAACCAUUGUGGGUGCCAGAGAAGAGAAUGUGACCGUGGUGGUAAAUAACUUCAUAGCUCUGAGCUGUGAGGCAACUGGACUGCCACCUCCCAUUCUCAGCUGGUUCAAAGACAGAAGACCUGUGCAAGCCGGCGCUAACACACUCAUAAUGCCAGGUGGUCGUACUCUCCAGAUACUGAAGGCAAAGAUGUCUGAUGGUGGGACUUACAGUUGUGCGGCCAUCAACCCAGCAGGAGAAGCCCAAAAACUCAUUUAUCUUACAGUAUAUGUUCCCCCCAGUAUCAGACACAGCGGUGGAGAUGUUCCUGUGGUAUUAAAUGUGCGGGUAGGUAAAUCCAUCACUCUGGAGUGUGAAUCUAAUGCUGUACCUCCUCCCAUCAUCACAUGGUACAAGAACGGACGGACGGUUACUGAAACUGCCAACCUGCGCAUACUGGCUGACGGACAGAUGCUGGAACUAAAAGAGACCGAGUUAUCAGAUACAGGCCAGUAUGUCUGUAAGGCCACAAAUGUAGCAGGUCAAGUGGACAAGAACUUCCAUGUUAACAUCCAUGUUCCCCCCCGACUGGAUGGCCCAGCAGUGGAGCGUGUGACAGAAACCAUCAGUAAUCCUGUCACCUUUGCCUGUGAUGCCAUAGGGAUCCCUCCACCUUCCCUCACCUGGCUAAAGAACGGACGAGUUAUCGAGAAUUCCGAGUCUCUUGAGAUGCACAUUCUGUCUGGGGGCAGUAAGCUGCAGAUUGCCCGCUCACAGUUAUCCGACAGUGGCACUUACACCUGUGUGGCAUCCAAUGUGGAGGGCAAGGCCCGCAAAAACUAUCAUCUUACUAUACAAGUCCCACCAAUCAUCUCAGGAUCAGAGUUACCAAAUGAAAUGAGCGUUCUGCUGAACGACAGCAUCCAGCUGAUGUGCCGUGCCGAAGGGACCCCAACUCCUGAGAUCCAGUGGCUGAAGGAUGGGAAGACACUUAGCAGAACUGCCCAGAGUAACAUCAAAAUCAGUCCUGACGGCAGCACACUAACUGUGACAGCACUCCAUACAUCCGACAGUGGAAAAUACACAUGUGUGGCCACCAAUCAGGCUGGAGAGGAAGACAGAAUAUUUAACUUAAAUGUCUAUGUUCCUCCUCUGAUCCAAGGGAACGGGCCUGCAGCCAAGGAACUGACCGCGGUGCUGGACAGCUCAGUAAAUAUGGAAUGUGUAGCCAUUGGUUCUCCACCUCCGCAGCUCAACUGGCUGAAGAACGGUCUGCCGUUGCCAGUGUCCUCACAGAUCCGACUGUUGUCUGCAGGCCAGGUGCUUCGCAUUGCUCGUGCACAGGUUUCGGAUGGAGGCACAUAUACUUGUGUAGCCUCAAAUAGAGCUGGAGUGGACAACAAAUACUACAAUCUACAGAUGUAUGUUCCUCCUAGUUUGGACGGAGCAGGCAGCACAGAGGAAGUGACAAUCGUGAGAGGAAAUACAGCCACUUUCACCUGCAUCGCAGAUGGGACACCCAGCCCCACCAUUACAUGGCUGAGAAACGGUGCAGCGUUGCCUAAAGACUCCCACCUGUCACUCUUCAACCAAAACGCCACCUUGCGGAUUUCCCUCGCAAAAGUCAACCACACUGGACGCUACACCUGCACUGCACGUAACCAGGCUGGAGAUGCAAGCCGCCACUUCAGCCUUAAAGUACUGGACCCACCACAGAUAAACGGUUCUGGUGCACCCACUGAGGUCUCUGUGGUGGUGAAUCAUAUCUUAGAGCUGGUAUGUGAGGCCGAUGGCAUACCUGUACCUACUCUCACGUGGCUGAAGGAUGGCCGGCCACUGCCUCAGACAGACAGCAUUAGACUCCUGAGAGACGGAGAGGUGCUCAGAAUUGCUUCGGCUCAGGUGGAGAACACUGGACGAUACACCUGUUUGGCCUCCAGCCCUGCUGGAGAUGAUGAUAAAGAGUUUCUUGUCAGAGUACAUGUUCCACCCAACAUUGCUGGAGAAAGUGGUGUGCAGGACGUGUCUGUCUUGAAAAACAGACAGGUGACCCUUGAGUGUAAAUCAGAUGCAGUUCCACCUCCAGCACUCAGCUGGCUUAAAGAUGGAGCACCUCUGAAGGUGUCUCCACGUGUGCGUGUCUUAUCUAAUGGCCGAUACCUGCAGAUAAAUAAUGCAGAGCUGGGAGAUGGUGCCCAGUACACUUGUGUGGCUAGCAAUGUUGCUGGAGAAACCAGACGACACUUCAACCUUAGUGUUAAUGUUCCUCCCACAAUUAAAGAUGGUCCUCAGUCUGUGUCGGUUCAUGUUAAUAAAGAAAUUGUGCUGGAGUGUGUGGUGAAUGGAGUACCUGCUCCACGCAUCACCUGGAGGAAACAUGGGUCCAUCCUGGCAGGAAACAACCCCAGGUACAGGUUUGAUGUGGAUGGCUCUCUUCGGAUCUUUUCGGCUAAAGUGACUGAUACAGGCCGCUACAUGUGCAUGGCUACUAAUCAGGCAGGCACAGAGCGUAAAAGAGUAGAUCUGCAGGUUUAUGUGCCGCCCUCCAUCGCCGAGGGUCCCACUAACAUCACUGUGAUGGUGAAUGUCCAAACAACACUUUCCUGUGAGGCCACCGGCAUCCCCAAGCCCUCCGUCAGCUGGACCCAAAACUCUCAAGCCCUUAACACUGACCAGAACCAGAAUAUGUACAGGCUGCUUUCUUCAGGGUCUCUGGUCAUUAUAGCACCUACACUUGAUGACACAGCAUUGUACGAGUGUGUUGUAUCCAAUGAGGCAGGACAGGAGAGCAGAGCCAUUCAGCUGACUGUUCAUGUUCCGCCCUCUAUUGCUGAUGAGGCUACAGAGCUUGUUGUGAGCAGACUGUCCCCGGUGGUUCUUGGCUGUACCGCAUCUGGUGUACCUCACCCCACUUUAUACUGGAGCAAAGAUGGAUUAAGAUUGUCCAGCAAUGGAGAGGGAUAUACAAUAUUGCCAUCAGGUCCUCUCGAGAUCACCGCCGCACAACUCAGUCACUCAGGCCAUUACUCUUGUAUGGCCAAAAAUGCUGCUGGCACCGCCCACCGACACGUUCAGCUAACAGUACACGAUCCACCAGCGAUACAAUCACACCCCUCAACACUGGAUGUAAUCCUGAACAACCAUGUGACUCUGCCCUGCAGAGCGACAGGCUCCCCUCGCCCAACAAUCACUUGGCAGAAAGAGGGCAUCAACAUCUUUACCACAGGAGGAGGUUUAACGGUGCUUCCCAAUGGUGGUCUACAGAUCUCCAAAGCUAAAGUGGAAGAUUCAGGAACCUACAUGUGUGUGGCUCAGAAUCCAGCAGGCACUGCACUUGGAAAAACCAAACUGAGAGUGCAAGUGCCGCCUGUUAUCACAUCUUACAUCAAAGCCUAUACUGUAGCACUAGAUGGAUCUGUGACUCUGCAGUGCAACUCAGAGGGUUUCCCCACGCCCUCUAUCACCUGGUAUAAGGACGGGCAGCCGUUGAGUGAGUCGGUGCGACAGCGGGUUUUGAGCACAGGGGCGCUGCAGAUCGCCUUCGCUCAGCCUGGAGACACGGGCAGAUAUACCUGCACCGCUGCUAAUGUGGCUGGAAGCAUCAGUCUGGAGAUGAGCCUCACUGUACAAAUCCCUCCGUCCAUACGCAGUGGAGAGUCAGAAUUGACUGUGGUGGAGAACACUCAAGCUCUGCUGACCUGUUUGGCAGAGGGUGUCCCUCAGCCUACCAUCAGUUGGGAGAAAGAUGACAUACCACUCACGGACACUACAGGAGAAUACACAAUCCUGCCUACAGGAGAGCUUCUCAUAGACGCUGCACAGCCUGAGGAUUCUGGGAGUUACACAUGUGUCGGCACCAACUCAGUAGGGCAGGACAGUCGUACCAUUAGUCUGUCUGUUCAUACACAUCCAGUCUUCACUGAGCUCCUGGGAGAUGUGGCGCUCAACAAAGGAGAGCGUCUCAUGUUGACCUGCGGGGUUCUUGGCAUCCCUUCUCCAAAGAUCACAUGGGCAUUCAACAACAAUAUCAUCCCUGUCCAGUAUGAUCCUGGUAAUGGCUACAGUGAGCUGGUGAUUGAGCGUGUGAAUAAAGAUGAUUCGGGCACUUAUUCCUGUGUUGCUGAGAACAACGUAGGAUCCAUCAAAUCUCUGGGAUUUGUCUAUGUUAAAGAACCACCCAUAAUAGAUGGAGAUGUUCAUUCAAACCGCAUUGAGCCUCUGGGAGGGAACGCCAUACUUAACUGUGAGGUGCGAGGUGACCCUCUGCCCACCAUCCGCUGGAGCAAAAAGGGCAUUAGCGUGCAGAUCACCAACCGUAUACGACAGCUUGACAAUGGAUCUCUAGCCAUCUACGGCACAGUGAGUGAAGAUGCUGGAAAUUACAUGUGCGUGGCCACAAAUGACGCAGGUGUGGUCGAAAGAACAGUCACAUUGACUUUACAAAGUUCUCCAACCAUCACUGUAGAACCAGUGGAGACAGUAGUAGAUGCAGGUUUCACAGUGAUGCUUAACUGCCAGGCAGAGGGGGAGCCCAUUCCUGUUAUCGAGUGGUCCCGUCAGGGCCGUCCCCUGCUGGGUAACGAGCGCAUCACCAUCCUAAAUAAUGGUUCUCUGCGGAUCAGUAGCGCUCAGAAAGAGGACACAUCGGAGUAUGAGUGUGUAGCCCGAAAUCUGUUGGGUUCUGUGCUGGUGCGUGUGUCCCUUACAGUGCGCGUGCAUGGAGGUUACUCUGAAUGGAUGGAGUGGGGAGCCUGCAGUGUUUCCUGUGGCACAGGAGUUCAGAGGAGACUGAGACAAUGCAAUAACCCACUUCCUGCUAAUGGGGGGCGCCACUGCACUGGGGGAGCAGCAGAAUCACGCAGCUGUAAAGGCAAACCUUGCCCAGUGGAUGGUAAUUGGUCAGAAUGGUCUCCCUGGGAAGAAUGCUCUCGUACCUGUGGUCAAGGUAACAGGACUAGAGUGCGCACCUGUAGUAACCCUCAUGCCCAACACGGGGGCAGAGCCUGUGAGGGCAAAGCAGUGGAGGCCAUCAUGUGUAAUAUAAAGCCGUGCCCAGUGGCUGGAAACUGGGGUACCUGGUUGCCAUGGAGCCCUUGUAGCGAAACGUGUGGCAAAGGAAUGCAGACAAGAUUUCGACUGUGCAACAACCCUCCGCCUUCAUUUGAAGGACCAUCCUGUGAAGGACUAGACAGUCAGACACAAAUGUGCAAUGAGAGGAACUGUCCUGUGGAUGGAAAGUGGUCAUCAUGGGUAAGCUGGGGGGCAUGUAGCGUUUCUUGCGGAGGUGGUUCCAGACAAAGGACGCGUAUGUGUGCCAACCCCGCCCCCCAACAUGGGGGACGGCAAUGUGAGGGAAAUGGCAUACACAUUGAUUUCUGCAACAAUGAACCCUGUCCCAUACAUGGUAACUGGGGUCCAUGGAACAGCUGGGGGAGCUGUAGCAGGACCUGUAACGGCGGUCAGAUGCGUCGCUACAGAACAUGUGACAAUCCAAGACCGGCAAACGGAGGCAGAGCGUGUACUGGAUCAGACGCACAAAUCCAAAAGUGCAACACGGCUAGCUGCCCUGUUGACGGUAAGUGGGGUUCAUGGGAGUCAUGGAGUGAAUGUUCAGCAUCCUGUGGAAGUGGAGAACGGACACGUGUCAGACUCUGUAACAAUCCGUCACCUAUCAACAACGGUCGCCCCUGUCCAGGAGACUCCACCCAGUUAUCCAGAUGUAACAUACAGCCAUGUCCAGGUGGCCCUCAGACAGCCAGAGGAAGUAUCAUUGGGAAUAUCAAUGACAUGGAGUUCGGCAUCGCCAUCCUCAACGCCACCAUCUCUAGCAGUUCCACUGGAGGGAGAACUAUACAAGCCACCAUCACUAAUAUUCCUAGGAGUCUGGGUCCUGCUAUGAGGAAGUUGAUCUCCAUCCUUAACCCCAUCUACUGGACUACAGCGCAGGAGCUGGGUGAGGCUGUCAAUGGCUUCACUCUCACAGAUGGUGUCUUCAGACGAGAGACUCAGGUGGAGUUUGCCACAGGUGAGAUUCUCAGAAUGACCCAUGUGGCGCGAGGACUGGACACGGAUGGAGCUCUUCUGCUGGACAUUGUAGUAAACGGACACAUCCUGCAGCUGCCCCCCAAUGCAGACAUCAGCCUCAAGGACUACACAGAAGACUACAUCCAGACUGGUGCUGGACAGCUGUAUGCUCUAUCCACACGUAUGUUCAGUAUAGACAGGGUGAGUGUGCCUUACUCCUGGAACCACACCAUCACCUAUAGCCCCUCCAGAGGUAAAAUGCCCUACCUGGUGGAGACUCUUCACGCCUCAGCCAUUAGCGCUCUGUACCACCCCCUAGAGGAGAGACUGGAGUUUUCCAUCCAUGCCACCAUUACUAAAGGAGAGCGCAGUAAUCAGUGUCCCAGUGGUUUUCAACUGGACCCAGCAGGUCCAUACUGUGCAGAUGAAAAUGAGUGUGAGGAGGGAAAUCCCUGCUCGCACACCUGCCACAAUGCUAUAGGCACAUACUACUGUUCCUGUCCCAGAGGACUCACCAUAUCGGCCGACGGCAAGACGUGCCAGGAUAUCGAUGAGUGUUCACUGGGUGGGCACAUGUGUCAUGAAGGACAAGAUUGUGAGAACACCAUUGGCUCAUAUCGCUGUGUAAUGCGUUGUGGGCGGGGCUUCAGGAGGACAGCAGAUGGGCUAAGCUGCACAGAUGUAAAUGAGUGUCAAGAAUCCAACCCUUGCCAUCAACACUGUCUAAACACCAUUGGUAGCUUCCGCUGUGCUUGUGAGCCCGGCUACCAGCUCAGGAAUCGACGCUGCUUUGACAUAAAUGAAUGCAGACAGAGAGUGUGUCGCUCAGAUCAGCAGUGUAAAAACACACGUGGUGGAUACACUUGCAUUGACCUCUGCCCUGCUGGCAUGACCAAAGGAGACAAUGGCACAUGCAUAGACAUUGAUGAGUGUCAAGAUGGCACACACCUGUGCAGAUAUAAUCAAAUCUGUGAGAACACCAGAGGAAGUUACCAUUGCACCUGCCCCAGAGGAUAUCGUUCUCAGGGCGUGGGUCGCCCCUGCCUUGACAUAAACGAGUGUGAGCUGGUACCAGUGCCCUGUGCCUUUCGGUGCGUGAACAGCCCCGGCAGCUACAAGUGUCUUUGCCCUCCGGGGCUCCAACUGCUGGGUGAUGGAAAGUCCUGUGCCGGACUGGAGCGCUUGCCCGGCUAUGAGAGUUUCUCAUUUGGGUACAGAACCUCCCAGUCGUCCCGUGAUCGGAGCUCCUACCAGCAACGCUACCAUAGCCUGGCCUCCCAGAGCUACAAUUCUUAUGUCCCUAUCGGGGAGCAUUACGCAGCCAGCAGACCACAUAGUAACCUCUCACGCGGCCGUAGGGAUGCUAAUAUCUGCCCCUAUGGAUUCAGGGCAAUAAAUGGCCGGUGUUUAGAUAUAAACGAGUGUGAGCAAAGGGAUACGUGUCAACAUGAGUGUAUGAACACACCAGGCAGCCAUAGGUGCUUGUGUCCCAGUGGUUAUCGCCUUAUGGCCAAUGGAAAAACCUGCCAAGAUGUAGAUGAAUGCUUGGAGCAGAAUAUUCAGUGUGGUGCCAACCGAAUGUGUUUCAACAUGAGAGGAAGUUACCAGUGCAUCGACACACCUUGCCCUCCCAACUUCCAGAGAGAUCCAACCACAGGGUUCUGCUUGAAGAAUUGUCCUCCCAAUGAUCUGGAGUGUACCCUGAGUCCCUAUGCACUGGAGUACAAGCUGCUGUCCCUGCCUUUUGGCAUCGCCGCAAAUCAGGACCUCAUCCGGCUGGUCGCCUACACCCAGGAUGGAGUCGUCCACCCCCGCACCUCCUUCUUAGUGGUCGACGAGGACACAUCCCUGCCCUUCGCCCUGCGGGACGAGAACCUCAAAGGCGUUCUGUUCACCACCCGGCCGCUGCGUGAACCUCACACGUACCGCGUGAAGGUGCGAGCGCUUUCCUACAGCGCCGACGGAGGAAUCGAGUACCAGACCACCUUCAUCGUCUACAUCGCCGUCUCAGCCUAUCCCUACUGAGAGCACUUUAUUACAUCUAGCUCAUGUUUGAGAACUUUGCAGGUUUUGUACAUGCAUGACUGAGGAGCGUGUGUCUUUGUGUGUGUGUAUAUGCAGGAGUGUGUAGCAUCAGAUCCGCCACUUGAAGAGAUACUCACAGCUCACGUUGACGUGUAAGGUCAUAGGAUGGGUUGCAGGGUCCUGUAGAAAGACAGUGCCGCUCUUUGGGGUUCACUGGAGAGCUAAAUAAAUACAGGAUUUUUCUUUGGCUGCAGGAAUCCUGUUUCAGAUUGUACGGUAAGCUUUACAGAACUGUGGGUGGUGUAGGAAUAUGCAAAUACAGGAAUUUGCAUAUACUUCUGCCUAUUAACUUAUUGGAAAUUUCUUGAAUAUACGAAAAGAUCAAUUUCAUCUGAUUGGUUGCUGAUUUGAUUCAUGUGUUAACAAAAGUUUGGGGUUGAGCCACAAAAACCUUCAGUAAAAAUACAAGAAAAGUCCACCUCAGGUAAGCACUACCUUUAGACGAGAGUAUUGUCAAUCAUUCAAAAUGAACAAAACAUAAUAGCGAUGCUCUCAUUAUCAUUACAGGUUCAUACAUGUUUGGAGUAUUUUUUUGUAACUUUAUUUCAUAAUCAAGGUGUAUUCUAUUUUCAUGAUAUGUAUAUAAGUAUUUUGGGUUUUUUAUUUGCAAUACUUUGUAAUAUUCCCUUUUUUAAAAAAUCAAUAAAAAUUUACAAUCCAUUCAUUACAGCACAUUCAUUUUA
This is a messenger RNA of Misgurnus anguillicaudatus (oriental weatherfish), 17915 nucleotides long. It is a transcript of the gene hmcn1, whose product is annotated as hemicentin 1. The record is from RefSeq and is a predicted model, not a curated record. Gene Ontology annotation, cellular component: plasma membrane. Gene Ontology annotation, biological process: homophilic cell-cell adhesion. Lineage: Eukaryota; Metazoa; Chordata; Actinopteri; Cypriniformes; Cobitidae. Gene Ontology annotation, molecular function: calcium ion binding.